AUGCAAUCUCUCACUAUAACUCAGUACCCAACUUCAAUUUCCCCGCCAAGACUCGAUCUUUACCCGUUAAGACAAACCGCAGCUUCUAAUCUCUCUACUCCGACCUCCGGUAACAACCGUCGCGGGAUGGCGGCGUCUCGCCGUGAGUCUACUUCAUUUAAGUCCCUCGCCGCUCGUGGGACUUCGAUCGCUGAAGAUGAUGAUGAUGGAUACUGUACUCUCUUAGACUUUGCAGGAAAUGGAAGAGAAGGGACAAAUGUAGGAGAUGACCUUGUGGUGUUGCUUUACCACUUACAACAUGCCUGCAAAAGAAUCGCUUCUCUCGUCGCAUCUCCUUACAAUUCUUCACUUGGAAAACUCUCUGUUAACUCCUCUAGUGGCUCAGACCGAGAUGCGCCUAAGCCGCUCGAUAUUGUCACGAAUGAUAUCAUUUUGUCCUCUCUUAGAAACUCAGGGAAAGUAGCAGUAAUGGCCUCUGAAGAAAACGAAACUCCCACUUGGAUAAAAGACGAUGGACCUUACGUUGUGGUUGUAGAUCCUUUAGAUGGAUCUCGGAACAUCGAUGCUUCGAUACCCACGGGGACUAUAUUCGGGAUUUACAACCGCCUCGUUGAGCUUGAUCAUUUACCCGUUGGAGAGAAAGCUGAGCUCAAUUCUCUGCAGAGAGGCAACAGGCUUGUAGCUUCCGGCUACGUUCUCUACUCUUCAGCCACUAUACUCUGCGUUACUCUUGGCUCCGGAACACAUGCCUUCACGCUUGAUCAUUCCACCGGCGAAUUCGUUCUUACCCAUCAAAACAUUAAGAUCCCUACUCGAGGACAAAUCUACUCAGUGAACGAUGCGAGGUACUUCGACUGGCCAGAAGGUUUGAGGAAGUACAUUGAUACGGUGAGACAAGGGAAAGGCGAAAACCCGAAAAAGUACUCGGCGCGUUACAUUUGUUCUCUAGUGGCUGACCUUCACAGGACGUUGUUAUACGGUGGAGUGGCUAUGAAUCCGAGAGACCAUCUCCGUUUAGUCUACGAAGGAAACCCUUUGGCUUUUCUCGUGGAACAAGCUGGUGGUAAAGCCUCUGAUGGAAAGAGAGAGAUACUUUCGAUACAGCCUGUGAAGCUUCACCAGAGAUUGCCUCUGUUUCUUGGGAGCGUAGAGGAUGUGGCUGAGCUUGAGAGCUAUGGAGAUGUGCAGCAGACUGUUAACCCUGGCUACGAAGUUUGA
Molecule: messenger RNA, 1218 nt
Organism: Microthlaspi erraticum
Lineage: Eukaryota; Viridiplantae; Streptophyta; Magnoliopsida; Brassicales; Brassicaceae
Source: the annotation of a GenBank genome assembly